ACCAAAUAUGGAGGAAAAUAUACUGUAACGUUGAUUCCAGGAGAUGGAAUUGGUCAAGAAACUGCAGCUGCUGUCAAGACAAUAUUUAGAGCAGCCAAUGUUCCGGUUGAAUGGGAACAAUUGGAUGUUACAGGCUAUACUCAAGAAGGGGAUCUUUUAUUUAAGCAAAGUGUGGAUAGUUUAGUUAGGAACAAAGUUGCGUUGAAGGGUAUCCUAUAUACACCCAUAUCAAAAUUAGGGCAUCAGUCUUUUAAUGUUGCUAUGCGUAAAGAUUUAGAUAUUUACGCAUCUUUAGUUAUCAUUAAAAAUCUUAAAGGUUGCCCAGCACGUCAUAAAAAUGUGGAUUUUGCAAUUAUACGUGAGAACACUGAGGGUGAAUAUUCUGGGUUAGAACAUCAGUCAUAUCCAGGAGUUGUAGAAUCUGUCAAGAUUGUAACUCGAACAAAGACAGAACGUAUUGCACGUUUUGCUUUUGAUUUUGCUCUUAAAUUUGGACGUAAAAAGGUUACUUGUGUUCAUAAGGCUAAUAUUAUGAAACUUGGAGAUGGGCUUUUCCUUAACACUUGUCGUGAAGUAGCCAAAGACUACAAAUCUUCAGGAAUUGAAUUUGAUGAUAUGAUUGUUGACAAUUGUUCCAUGCAAUUGGUAUCUAAACCUCAACAAUUUGAUGUGAUGGUUAUGCCAAAUUUAUAUGGUAAUAUUGUUAGCAAUGUAGGUGCAGCAUUGGUUGGUGGAGCAGGUAUCAUUCCUGGUGCUAAUAUUGGUAGAGAAUAUGUCAUAUUUGAACCUGGAUGCCGUCAUGUUGGAAAAGAUAUUCAGGGUAAUAAUACUGCUAACCCAACUGCAUUGAUUCUUUCCGGAGUUAUGAUGUUGCAACAUUUAGGACUUAAUGAUUAUGCUAAUAGAAUUAGUAAUGCUGUAUAUAAAACAAUUGAAAGCGGAUCGGCCAGAACACAUGACAUGGGCGGAGCAUCUACAACAACCGAUUUUACCCUUGCAGUAAUUUCGAAUUUGUAG
This is a messenger RNA of Rhizophagus irregularis DAOM 181602=DAOM 197198, 1017 nucleotides long. RefSeq names its product isocitrate dehydrogenase (NAD(+)) idh1. Gene Ontology annotation, cellular component: mitochondrion. Lineage: Eukaryota; Fungi; Glomeromycota; Glomeromycetes; Glomerales; Glomeraceae. The record is from RefSeq and is a predicted model, not a curated record. Gene Ontology annotation, molecular function: isocitrate dehydrogenase (NAD+) activity; NAD binding; magnesium ion binding. Gene Ontology annotation, biological process: isocitrate metabolic process; tricarboxylic acid cycle.